AUGAACCCACCCACGCUUACUCCUACGACGAGUGGUGGUUUUGGUUUUGGUGGUAGAAAUGAGGAGGAGGACAGAGUGCGAAUGGUAUUGGAACGGAUGAUGAUGAUGAUGAUGGUUUUUAAAUCAUCAUCAAAAUCACGUGGUGGUGGUUCUCAUUCUUCUUCUUCGCAACUGUAUUUUGUUGAUGAUGAGGGUGAGGAUGAGGAAAAUAAAGCGGGGAAGAAAAAGUGCGUUUGGAAACACUUGGACGAGGAAGAAGAGAGAGAAAGUACAGACGUCGUUUUUCGAUGCGCGAAAGAAAUCGCGGAAAAAUCCUUUGCCGCGUUAGACGUGUACCGGUUACAUUUUCUUUGUUUCACUCAAAAUCAUCGUCGUGUUUGUGAUGAGACGGAAGGAGAAGAAGAAGAAGAAGAAGAAAAGCGCGAGCGAAGAAGAGCAUCAAACAAAAGAACAAAAAGAAGAAAAAGAAGAAGAAGAGCAGAGUUGGUCCUCGCAAAACUCUUGUUUAAUAACGGAGACUACUUGUGCGCUUUGGUCGUUUUAAGUUUGAGAGUAGACGAAGAAGACGACAUCGUAUCGUCGACGUCCGCGGUAGAGGUUGAGGAGGAUGACGGUAUCGAAGAAGAGACAAAAACGCUCGAGGGCAAGUGCGCGGAAGAGAUUUCAAAGAAACGACUGGAGAAAAAGAAGCGCGAGAAAUCCUUUGCUAAUGCGCAUAAACAAGAACACGAGCAAGAAAAUUUUGAACAGGAUUCAGUAGAUGUAACAACAACAACAACACCAUUGCCGACGCAGCAGAACGCAAACUUUUUUUACGACGAUAUUCCCGCCGUGCUCCUUCGAAAUGGCGCGUACGAAACAUCCAAAGCAAUUGGAUUAGCACGACUCGCGUCUACGUCCACUUCUACCGAUCGAACGAACAACAUCAUUAACGAUGAACAAAUAGCCGCGGCAAACGCUUACAACGUCGCUUUAGCGUGUUUAGGUGCGAACAACGACCUCGAAUCGGCGCUCGAAUUGCUCUCUCGAAGCGACGUGCUUCGAACGUAUCGUUUCGACCAAAACUAUUGGUUGCGAGUUUCCUCCUGCAUGCUUCAGUGGCACGAUAAAACCAAAAGCAAGAAGACGAGCGAUGAAAACAGACGACUUUUGAAACUCGUAUCUUCGUGUAUACGCUCGGCAAAGUUUGUAAAAGAGUUACGCCAAAGAGGCUGGAACAUAUUUUUGAUCCUCCGUUCUCGCGGGAGGGAUACUAAUAAAGAAGAAGAAGAAAACGAAAAUGAUGAUGAUGAGAGCGUUUCUUCUUCUUCUGCGCUCCUCGACGAGAUCUGCGAUAGGUUUAAAGUCGCCGCGUUCGAGUGCAAAUCUGGUAGUACUAUUACGUAG
Molecule: messenger RNA, 1386 nt
Organism: Bathycoccus prasinos
Lineage: Eukaryota; Viridiplantae; Chlorophyta; Mamiellophyceae; Mamiellales; Bathycoccaceae
Exons: 1
Coding region: 1-1386 (461 amino acids)
Source: RefSeq, a predicted model, not a curated record